Molecule: messenger RNA, 183 nt
Organism: Pelobates cultripes (western spadefoot toad)
Lineage: Eukaryota; Metazoa; Chordata; Amphibia; Anura; Pelobatidae
Source: the annotation of a GenBank genome assembly
GUGAACCCCACAAGCUCAACCACACAAACACAUCAAACUGAUAUUACGACACAAGGACACUCUCCAAGUUCUAAACCCCUAAACCCCCGACCCCAGAGGCACCACCUCACCCCCAGAGGACAGAGACAGGGCAACGCAACGGACAGAGUACGACAACGACUCCUCACAAAGCCCACGCCCUAA